AUGGCACCUGGCCCGCGGUACAGCGGGAUCGAGGUGCCCGGCAUGGUGGCAGAGAGGGGGACGAGGAUGGAGCAUGCUCGUGCAAGUGAGAUCCUGAGGAGGCAUGAGGAGGAGGAGGGUCAGCAUGGCGGGGGAGGGGAGAGCGAGGAAGAGGACUCUUUGUGGACUGCAGGAACGAGGGAAGGUGCUGAUCUUACACGCUAUGUGCUUGAGAGCAGCCUUCAGAGCGCUCCUGAGGUGCCUCAGCUGCUACCAGAGUCGGUGGAGCAGGCAGACGUAGGAGAUCUCAACACCAACCAUGCAAGAAUAGUCGCUGUGAUCGCCUUCUACGGGCAGUCGGCUGAUGGGCUGAGCGCUAGGGAGACGUGGAUCAGAGAGUUUGCGCUCCUUGUGCUCAUCUACGAGGGCGUGCAGCUCGGUGUGUUCCAGCUGGAUUAUGCUCCGAAGAGCAUCCGUGUCAACCACAGCGAGUUGGUCGGCAGAGUGUACAUGAACAUCUCGCAGGAGGCGCUGGGGGCGGUGGAAGAUCUGAUGGAGUGGGGGCUAGUGAGCAAACUGCACAUGAUCACCAAGCAGCACCACAUGGUGACUUCAUAUCAACUCACUGAGAAAGGCAAGAAGUACGUCUCGGGGAUCUCGAGCGAGGACAUGGAAUCGGAUGUUUCCUACGUGACCAGCCCUUACAUCCCCGUCAGCCUGAGGGCAGCAUGGGGCCCCGACCUCCCAAGCAACAAGGAGAGGGCGUCAGAGUCCUCCACCGCAGCCAGCAACAAGCAGAGCGCAACGGUGGAGGAGCUGUACCUCUCGAGUGUUCGGGUUCUUUCUUCAGCUCGAGAAAGGUUGGUUCGUCUCUUGCCGGAGGAAUUCAAACCGACGAGAUUCUUUCCUCCUCGAGUGUCAGCUUACCUGCAGGGCUGA
Molecule: messenger RNA, 918 nt
Organism: Guillardia theta CCMP2712
Lineage: Eukaryota; Cryptophyceae; Pyrenomonadales; Geminigeraceae
Exons: 5
Coding region: 1-918 (305 amino acids)
Source: RefSeq, a predicted model, not a curated record